AUGGCAUUGGACGCGCGCACGAUGACAGUAAAGUUAGCGGAGCUGACAGAGCAUUUGGGCUGCGUGCUGUGCCACGGAAUUCUGCGAGACGCACACACCAUCCCCGACUGUCUUCAUUCAUUCUGUAAGAGCUGCAUCUAUCGACAUUUCCUCGUGAAGGGCAGCUGCAUCUGUCCCAAAUGCAACAAGGUGCUGAGCCCUCGACCAAUUGCAACGUUGAUCACGGAUCAAAAACUACAGGCCGUAGUGGACCGCAUUUUUCCUGAGUUUAAAGAGCACGAGUUAGUACUGGAAAAAGAGUUCUACACCACGAAUACUUUCAAGCUCAAACCUGACUCAGACCACAAGGAUGGAGCCAACGGUUCAUCAUCUGCACCGGGGACUUCAUCCUCUCGUGGACGGUCAAAGAACUCAGUAAAGCCACAUGACGCUAAGACGAGCACCAACGGAAGCAACGUUUCGUGUACUAAACAGUUCACGAUUGAAGUUUAUCCGCAGCACACAAAUGCCAAUGCAUUGCCGGAGCUUAAAUUCCCAUUUAUGCAGGUGAGCGGCAACUUCAAGAUGUUUGAGCUGCGCAAGUUAAUCCAGAAACGUCUGAAGGUACCGGACGAAGUACAAUUUGAGAUGGCGUGCAUGGGCGCUACAGUGGGGCCAGAAUUGUCGGUGCAUUUCAUCCAGCGAACAAUCUGGCAGCAUCAGAAGCAGAAGGGUCCGCUUGUGUUGCACUAUCGACACCUGACAUCAUGA
This is a messenger RNA of Phytophthora infestans T30-4, 750 nucleotides long. RefSeq lists its product as uncharacterized. The record is from RefSeq and is a predicted model, not a curated record. Gene Ontology annotation, molecular function: metal ion binding. Gene Ontology annotation, cellular component: PRC1 complex. The transcript is spliced from 6 exons. Bases 1 to 750 code for a protein of 249 amino acids. Gene Ontology annotation, biological process: regulation of transcription by RNA polymerase II. Lineage: Eukaryota; Oomycota; Peronosporomycetes; Peronosporales; Peronosporaceae.